AAGAUAUGAUGUAAAAUUAGAAUAAAUAUCUCCUUCAAUUUUGCUUCUGAUCCGUGAUGUUUUGUAAUUCUGGGUCGUUUUGUUUAUAUAGUAGUCUUGUGAAGGUGAAUUUCUGAAGAGAUAGUAGAGUAUUUUUGAAAGGGGAGGGAGAUAAAACUUGGAAGGAAGAUGAAUAAUUCUGUUUCAGAUAACAGUUUUAUUAUUGAGAGUGAUGAAGAAGAUGAGAAGGAUUUGAACAGAGGUCAAGAUGAUGGUCAUGAUUCUGAUUCUUCCAAUUACUCAAAUGACAAUCCUCCACAGAGAAAACCCAGUUCUUACAACAUCUCAUGGCCUCAGAGUUACAGGCAGUCUAUUGAUCUAUACAGUAGUGUACCAUCACCAAAUAUUGGAUUUCUGGGCACUCCCACAUUGUCCAGAUUAAGUAGUUCCUUUCUUUCAUCAUCUCUGACAAGGAGGCACACUCCUGAAAUACUUCCUUCAGUGACAAAACCUCUGUUACAACCACCAGAAGAAGAGCAUCAGAGACGUAGCUCCCAUGCCUUGCUUCCUCCUCUUCCUUCUAGGAGGUCUUCUAUGCUUAAGAAGGAUUCCAAGGUUUCUCAUGAAAUUCCUUCUAGGCAAUGCUCUUUUGGACAAGCUGUUCUUAAUGGCAUAAAUGUACUUUGUGGUGUAGGAAUCCUUUCUACCCCUUAUGCUGCCAAACAAGGUGGAUGGCUUGGGCUUUCGAUCUUGUUCAUUUUUGCAGUUAUUUCAUUUUAUACUGGGAUGCUCUUGCGUUCUUGCUUGGACAGUGAACCUGGCCUUGAGACAUACCCUGACAUUGGCCAAGCUGCAUUUGGUACUACAGGACGUAUUGCCAUUUCAAUAGUAUUGUAUGUGGAGUUAUAUGCUUGUUGCAUUGAAUAUUUAAUUUUGGAGGGCGACAACUUGUCUUCCUUAUUUCCAAAUGCAUACUUAAGUUUUGGAGGAAUUGAAUUGAGUUCACAUACUCUCUUUGCUGUGGUUGCCACCUUGGCUGUUCUUCCUACUGUUUGGCUCCGUGACCUAAGUAUUCUCAGUUACAUCUCAGCUGGUGGAGUUGUUGCAUCAGUUUUGGUGGUUCUCUGCUUGUUUUGGAUUGGCGUAGAGGAUGUUGGCUUUCAUAGCCAAGGGACAACACUCAAUCUUGGAACUCUUCCUGUUGCUGUGGGUCUUUAUGGUUACUGCUACUCUGGACAUGCUGUGUUCCCAAACAUUUAUACAUCCAUGGCAAAUCGAAACCAAUUCCCUAUAGUACUCUUAGUAUGUUUUGGUAUUUGUACAUUGCUGUAUGCCGGAGCUGCUGUUAUGGGAUACACAAUGUUUGGAGAAGCUAUUCUCUCUCAGUUCACUCUUAACCUGCCCCAAGAUUUGGUGGCCAGCAAGAUUGCUGUCUGGACUACGGUGGUUAAUCCGUUUACCAAGUAUGCGUUGACUAUAUCUCCUGUGGCAAUGAGUCUUGAGGAGUUGAUACCAUCAAACCAUGCCAAGUCUUACCUAUAUGCCAUCUUCAUCAGAACUGGGCUUGUAGUUUCUACCCUCAUUAUUGGUCUCUCAGUUCCAUUUUUUGGUCUGGUGAUGUCAUUGAUUGGAUCAUUACUUACAAUGCUUGUUACUUUAAUACUACCCUGUGUUUGUUUCCUAAGAAUCCUUAGAGGCAGAGUCACACGAUUACAGGCAACACUUUGCAUUACAAUUAUCACGGUAGGUGUUGUAUGUGCUGUUUUUGGAACAUACUCAGCUCUCUCCGAGAUUGUGAAGAGUUUGAUUGGAUGAAGUUUUGUGCCUUAAACCGUGGAAGAGUAGAUAUGUUUGCUAUUAUGGAGCAUGUUCAAUUAUUCUACCUAUUUUGAUUGUUCAUCCCCAAUUUUGAGUCCAUUUUUCGCUUGCCGUGGCUUCCCCAUUCUGUUACUAUUAAUUGUGGGUAUUCUGGUUCCUAGUUACCUUAUCGUAAAAAGUUUUGCACACAUUUGAAGUUUCGAGAAUGGUAAAUUGGUAAUCAUAGAUUGUCUAUGAGGAACAGUUGAGAUUUAAAGGAGAGAUUAAAUGAAUUUAUU
This is a messenger RNA of Gastrolobium bilobum, 2075 nucleotides long. RefSeq names its product amino acid transporter AVT1C. NCBI's taxonomy places the organism in Eukaryota, Viridiplantae, Streptophyta, Magnoliopsida, Fabales, Fabaceae. Gene Ontology annotation, cellular component: plasma membrane. The record is from RefSeq and is a predicted model, not a curated record. The coding region runs from base 169 to 1794 and encodes 541 amino acids. The transcript is spliced from 12 exons.